AUGGCAGCUGCAGCAGAAGUCAAAGAUCCUGAGGCUUUUCUCAAAGACCCCCGCUUCUCCCAAACCUUCCAACUUCCGGCCGAUCCAUCGGAUGAUCAUGGCAGUCUCCAAGUGAAAUACUCCGACUACGGCUAUCACAACGCCACGGAUGAGAAUGUGCUACUCUUCUUUGCGCCGUUAUGUGCGUCAAGAAUUUUUCACUGCGCGAAAGAUGAGUUGGCCAAGAAGUACCGUGUUCGCAUCGUGGUUAUGGACCGGCCGGGUUUUGGUGGGACAGAUCCUGUCAAGUUGGAGAAGAGACCAGCCAUGUGUCGAAAAAUGACUCUGGCUCUGCUUAAACACCUUGGAAUCAAGCACGUUUCUCUUGCUUGUCACAGCGGAGGAACCGUCUACGCUUUUGACAUGCUCAUGCAUCACCCAGAGAUCCUCCACCCAGAGCGGCCCUACCUCGCCAUCGGAGCUCCCUGGAUUCUCCCAUCUCACUCACAUCUUCUUUCCAUGUCUGUGACCCAAUCACUGCCCGCUAGCAUGCUCGCCCAAGCAGACAAGUUAAUCGGCUUCGUGAACGGCACUCUCGGUCCAGUUGUCGCGACAUCCGCUGGCAUGAGCCAAAUGUUUGGAUUAUCCAAGAAGAAAAAUGUAGAAGGAGGCGCUGAGGAGACCAAGGCCGAUGCUCUGUUCGAGGAAUCCUUGGAACCAUUCUUAUUCAAACUUGUGCACGCAGAAAGUAUUCGUGGUUUUGGUGACGAGUCAGUUUUCUUGAUGCAGAAGACAGAUGGCGUACCAGGAUGGGGCGACUGGCUUGACUAUGACGAUUUGGUGCCCAAGUUGGUGCAAGCACUGAAGGCAGCUGGCAAGAAAUUGACCGUGGAUGUCUACUACGCUGAGGAGGAUUCUAUGAUUGGAGCGCCGGGAACGGAUGGUCCGAAAUGGCUGGACAGCUGUUUCAAGGGAGAAGAGGUUGAGCAAGUCAUUACCUACAACACGAAGACCAUCGAAGCAGCGGACCAUGACACCAUUUGGAGUAUACGCCGAGGUGUUCCCGUUGAUGUCUUCAAGAAAUUGGCUGGAUGA
Fusarium proliferatum ET1 is the source of this 1074-nucleotide messenger RNA. RefSeq lists its product as uncharacterized. The record is from RefSeq and is a predicted model, not a curated record. The transcript has 2 exons. NCBI's taxonomy places the organism in Eukaryota, Fungi, Ascomycota, Sordariomycetes, Hypocreales, Nectriaceae. Bases 1 to 1074 code for a protein of 357 amino acids.